GUGUAGCUGUGGGUCCAAGACUUGGGCCUGGAAAAGAAUGCCCCGGUAACUCGGAAUUUGCUCCCCUGUCACUUUUUUUUUAGCUUGAAUUAAUCCCACUUUGACGAUUGACACGAGCAGCGAACGUUAACUAUUUACGGUGUACUGUGUAGGUAAUUUCGAGCCUGCCACCCAGCAGACGGCCGAAUAUAUAUCACCGCCGGUCCGGGGCCAUCACCGAGGGGAUCCCGACUUCCAAUUACAUUCUCGAUGCUCGAUUCGGCUUCAGAACAUUGGUAGCGCCCGGCGUCGUGACCAUCUCCCUUCGACCGCCGACGCUUUCGCGCCCUCACCGACGCUGGGUCCGUCAUGAUAAGAGCAGUGACGCGGCCGAGGCAAUUGCAACGAUGGGUUUGCUCGAGCUGCCUGUUCCAGCGUACGGCGCCCGUCUCGCCUGCCCGUCAACAGCACCGAUUCACAACUUCGCACAAGUCGAACUCCGUCCGGGACCAGCCGAUUGUCCCAGUUAGCCAUGCGCCAAUAACCCGCGAAGAUGACUUCGUCUUACGCUCGGUUUUCGACUAUCCCCAGUUUUGGAAGGACUUUACCAACGCCCAGUAUGGCAUGAGUGUCGGUCUCUUCCGGAACUCGUUCCUGAGAGAGCCCAGGGGGUUUAUCACCUUCUCCCGGGUGAGCCUGAAGAAGGCCCGGGCCGUUGUCGCCAAGGUGCUCGCCGCAUCAUCCGUCGCCGAGUACCGCCUUAUAGUCCGGGACCUUGACCGCCUGAGCGACAUUCUCUGCCGCGUGCUCGAUAUGGCCGACUUUGUGCGCGUUACCCACCCCAACAAAGCCAUGCAGCGGAAUGCGAGCACGGCCUGGGAGUCCGUAUACGAGUACAUGAACGAACUCAACACCAUGACAGGUCUGCACGACCAGUUGGCUACCGCGAUGGCCAACCCAGAUGUUACCGCCGUCUGGUCCGAGGAGGAAAAGGCGGUGGCAGAAGUAUUGAAACUGGACUUCACCAAGUCGGCCGUCAGCCUGCCCCAGAAAUACCGCGAUCGCUUUGUCAAGCUUUCGUCAGAAAUCAGCGCAGUCGGGUCCGCUUUCGUACAAGAGAUGGCGCCCGAACAGGACACAGUCAUCUUCCCCAGCAGCGAGCUCCGGGGCAUGGAUCCUGUCCAAGCGCGGGGCCUGACACAGGGCGGCAAUGUCUAUCUUCCCACACUGAGCGGGCAAGCCGCCCUGGCAUUGCGUACCGUACAUGACGCGGAUGCGCGGAAGCGGAUUUUCUACGCCUCCCGCACGGCGUCCCGUCAAUCCGUAGAGAUGCUCGAGUAUUUGAUGAAACUACGAGCCGAGCUAGCCACUCUCUCAGGAUUUGAGAGCUACGGCCACCUCGCCUUGAGCGAUCGCAUGAUGGCGAGGAGUCCAGAAGCCGUCGACCAAUUCCUCCGUGCACUCGUCGACAGCAAUAGGCCCAAGGCGAUGCAAGAGAUGGCCGAGCUCCUAAUCGAGAAGCAAAAAGCGUACCCUCAGACAAACAAACUUGAUCCCUGGGACAAGGAUUACUACUCAGACCUCAUCCGCCGGCCACUAAGGCUGACCGGGCGCCAAGGCGACAUCCUAUCGUCUUACUUCUCGCUCGGCGUUGUCAUGCAGGGCCUUUCCAGGCUAUUCACGGAGCUGUACGGCAUCAGACUCAUCCCGAGGCAGCCCUUGGUUGGAGAGACAUGGCAUCCCGACGUGCGCCGCCUUGAUGUGGUGUCAGACACGGACGGCCAUGUCGCGGUUCUGUACUGCGACCUUUUCAACCGCGCCGACAAGUCCCCGAAUCCCGCGCAUUUCACCGUCCGCUGCUCGCGCGAGAUAUUCAAGGAAGAAAUGGCCGAGGUCUGGGAGCAGAGCCAGCAGGACCCCGAGAUGGCCAUGACGUUCGGGAGUCCCGAGCUUGCGGCCAACGACGGCAUGACCUUUUCGAGACACGGUAACACUAUAAAACAACUCCCAACCAUCGCCCUGGUCUGCGACUUCCCGCAGCCAUCCAACCAAGGGGACCAGCCGGCCCUCCUGAGCUUCUUCCAGCUCGAAACGCUGUUCCACGAGAUGGGCCACGCGAUCCACUCAGUACUGGCGCGCACCUCGUUCCAGACCGUCUCGGGCACGCGGUGCGCCACGGACCUAGCCGAGCUGCCCUCCACGCUGAUGGAGUUCUUCGCGGCCGACGCGGCCGUGCUCGGCCAGUUCGCGCGCCACCACGAGACGGGCGAGCCGCUGCCGUACCGCAUGGUGGCGCAGAAGGCGCGCCAGGCCCGCCGCUUCGAGGCCUCCGACACGGAGAACCAGAUCCUGCUCGCCAUGCUCGACCAGGCCCUGCACUCCCCGCGCGCCGCCGCCCCCGGAUUCGACCCCACCGCCAUCUUCCACGGCAUCCAGAAGGCCCACAGCUGUGCGCCCCCCGACCCCCCCGGCACCAGCUGGCCGGGCUUCUUCGGCCACCUGUCCGGCUACGGGAGUACCUACUACAGCUACCUGUUCGACCGCGUGCUGGCCCAGCGCGUGUGGGACGUGGUCUUCCGCGGGGGGGAGCGCGGUGGUGCGCUCAAGCGUGAGAAUGGCGAGCGCCUCAAGGAGAGCCUGCUCAAGUGGGGCGGGGCGAGGGAUCCGUGGAGAUGCCUGUCGGAGGUGCUGGGCGAUGACAGAUUGGCCGAGGGGGGCGAGGAGGCCAUGGCGCUGGUGGGGAGUUGGGGGUCGACGAAGCAGAAGUGACGGACCUGCCUGGGGUUGGUUGAUGAGAUUGGUGUUGGAUGUGCAUAUGAACU
Chaetomium fimeti is the source of this 2801-nucleotide messenger RNA. RefSeq names its product mitochondrial intermediate peptidase. Gene Ontology annotation, molecular function: metalloendopeptidase activity. NCBI's taxonomy places the organism in Eukaryota, Fungi, Ascomycota, Sordariomycetes, Sordariales, Chaetomiaceae. Gene Ontology annotation, biological process: peptide metabolic process. Bases 349 to 2748 code for a protein of 799 amino acids. The transcript has a single exon. Gene Ontology annotation, cellular component: mitochondrion. The record is from RefSeq and is a predicted model, not a curated record.